Molecule: messenger RNA, 1065 nt
Organism: Scedosporium apiospermum
Lineage: Eukaryota; Fungi; Ascomycota; Sordariomycetes; Microascales; Microascaceae
Exons: 2
Coding region: 1-1065 (354 amino acids)
Biological process (GO): SREBP signaling pathway; protein processing
Cellular component (GO): Dsc E3 ubiquitin ligase complex
Source: RefSeq, a predicted model, not a curated record
AUGAACCAUGACUCCAUGCCGACGCCGGCACCUCCGGUGUCGCAGUCGCGAAACGACAACGAAAGCCACAAUGACAACCACCACGCCAGCGACUCAGAACCCCAGAGCGACGAUCAACGCAGUUAUGCCGAGACCUCCCGAUCCCGUCGCCGCCGUCGGCGGACCAGAAGGUCGGGCUCGGCCCUAUCCAAGAAGCUCGAGUUUAUAACACACCUCCUCACGAGCCUAGACAGCUUGUUCUUCCUCGAGAUCGGAACCUUGUAUUACCUAGAAUGUUCAUUUCUUCGUUUCCUCCUCCGCGCCCUCUCCCACUACGCCUUCCUAACUCCAAAGCCUGAAUCGUUUCCGAUCGCGUUGCCGGCUUAUCCUGCGCAUGUAUUCUCGAUUCUUUUCCCAAACGUCGUGUGCAUACUCUGCCACAUCUUCAUGACCCUGCCUAAAGGAACCGAGGCCUCACGUGGGUUCCUUCAUGGUGGCAUCGUGAUUGAUUUCAUAGGGCAAACGCCCCCAAGGUCAAGGCUAAUACUUCUCGCCUUCGACGCGUUUAUUCUGGCGAUACAAUCCCUGAUGCUAGCUGUUCACUCUCAGCGAGAGGCUCUGAGGGGCGCCGUAAAGCCCAACCGCGGAAGCAUUGACUUCCUCCCGGAACUACGCCGGCAGCUUCGGCUGCAGACCCUAGAUGGAGAAGAACGGCGGGAACGCCGGAGGCGACGGAGGCGACGGCGACGAGAAAGGAGAGAUUCGAAUGCGAAUACUCCUUACCAGGACGUAGAAAUGGGUGCUGUGCUAGACAAUAUGGAAGAGACCAAUUACACGGAUGAGGAUGAUGAGACGACUAGCCUCAUCUCGGAACCUGCGAUGUCUUCUAAUUCUGGCCGGCAGCUGUCUGAAAUAUAUGCAUCUGGAACUGCUAUGAUAGGCGAGUUUCACCUCUUGCAGAGCAUACGCCUGGCAAGUACAGAUUAUAGCGCCGCCGCUGCUCACUCUAUCAGGACGCUGGGCUACACGGCGUCUCUCGCCACGCUGCUGGCGCGAGAAAGAAAUGCAAGAACAACUGGGCGCUAG